Glossina fuscipes is the source of this 3436-nucleotide messenger RNA. It is a transcript of the gene pyx, whose product is annotated as transient receptor potential channel pyrexia. NCBI's taxonomy places the organism in Eukaryota, Metazoa, Arthropoda, Insecta, Diptera, Glossinidae. Gene Ontology annotation, cellular component: membrane. Gene Ontology annotation, molecular function: monoatomic ion channel activity; protein binding. The transcript is spliced from 7 exons. The record is from RefSeq and is a predicted model, not a curated record. The coding region runs from base 571 to 3414 and encodes 947 amino acids. Gene Ontology annotation, biological process: transmembrane transport; monoatomic ion transport.
UAAAUAAAUAAAUAACAAAGAAAAAAAAUAAAAAGUCAACAGCUUCACACAAUUUUUCAUUGAUUACGGCGGCCAUUGCCGUUGAUUGUUGUUGGUGCUCUUUUUUGUUUGUUUACAAAAUUUCAAUGGAAUUUAUGCAUGUGCUUGCCCGCUUCCCAAUUCCGCUGAUCGUUAAUUUCACCUACUAUCUAUUUAGAUAUACGAGCAGCGCGAAGUGUUCUGGUGAGUGUUGUUUUGUUCAUUAAUGCAAGAUCACGUCUAACAAAUUCAGUUCAAUAAUUUUUUUUUUAAUAUUUGGCUAACAAUUAAAUCAGUAGCGGAAAAACUAUUGAACGGAAAAGUGUUUCUUUAAAGAAAUCAAAUCAAAAUUAGACGAAACCGAAAGAAAAUCAUUAUAAACAAAUCGUUUUAUAGCCAUGAAUACAUAUACACAAAUCAUUACAUUGUUUCAAUAUUCUACGUAAUGGACGGUUAUUAGCACGGCAUUAGAUAUAAUUAAGAAACUUUUUUAUCUCUUUUGCUUUCGUUUCUCGCAAUUUUUCCAAUACCCCAUAUCUCCGUUUACUCACAAUGGAGAAUGUAAGAUUUUCAAUUAUUGAAAACGAUCUGAAACGUAUUUCCGAGAGCGGUAUUGACAACGACGUGUUCUUUGACAAACGCAGCAUAUCAAGCGAAAGCAAUUGCGCUGGCUACGAUGGUAAUGAGUUGAUCAUGUGCCAGCAACAACAAGCUCCAACUUUGUGGGAUAGCAAAGAAAUUGAGAAAACUUUGAGUCAAGCUAAUAAUGCAGAAGAAAUAUUAAAUAUGAUUAAAAACACUAAGUGCACUGAAUUGGUAAUAGCACAAAGUGAUGUUCAAUUAGCUUUGUUGUAUUGUUCGUUGCACGGUUACUUGGAAUAUGUUAGCUACUUACUCGAUCAUUGUGACAUUGAUCCGAAUUGUUGCGAUUCACGCGGACGUACACCGUUGCAUUUCGCCUGCUAUCGCGGUAAUGCUUAUAUUGCAAAAGUACUUUUAGAUCAUGGAGCAGAUCCGAAUUGUUGGGAUGCUAAAAAACAGGUAACACCAUUACAUUGCGCCGCCAGUGCCAAAAGUGUAGAAUGCAUUUUGCUAUUGCUGAAACGAAAAGCUCAUAUAAAUAUUGGUCUCGAGCGACAUUCUGCAUUACAUUUUGCCAUCGAACGUGAUGCUGUCGAAUGUGUCGAGGUACUAUUAAAGUAUGGUGCCAAUCCGAAUACUCCUCAAGUUUAUACGGAAACUCCAUUACAUACCGCCUGUGCUCAAGGUUUCACAAAAUGCGUGGAAUUACUAUUAAAUCACGAUGCUGAUGUGCGUUCCCAAUACGGUGAGAGUAAAAUGACGGCAUUACAUUUGGCCGCUGAAAACGAUUACGUAGACUGUGUACGACUUUUGCUGGAGCAUGGGGCCGAUGUUGAUUGUCGUAAUGGUAGUUAUCAAACCCCGUUACAUUUGGCUUGUUUUUCGCAAUCUUUAGAAACUUUAGAUCUAUUAAUAAAACACGGGGCCGACGUAAAUGCUGUAUACCGUGAUGGUCGCACGGCUUUACACGCUGCAAUGGUUAAACGUUGGCGUUGUUUAGAUUGUUGUAAUAUUUUGUUAAGAGCCGGAGCGAAUGUUAAUAAAGCAGACAAUUAUGGUUUUACUCCUUUGCAUACAGCAGCCUCAAGUGAGCUUAGCAACUGCGUUUACGCUUUUAUCGAACAUGGUGCAGAUGUGACUGCCCGCACGGAUGGCAACGUUUCUGCUUUGUCAUUCAUAGUUCGCAGUACACCUGAAGUUAUACCGAAAUUCAUGAAUAAAAUGGAUGCGUCUAUUAAGGUGUAUGACCAUGAAAUCGGUGAUGUUAAUUGCGAAAUAAUAUUAGAUUUUCGUCUUUUGGUACCUCCUGGAGCUUUGGAAAGGGGUGAAACGGAACUGUUACUAUGCUUAAUUGAAGUCGGGCAAAAACGUUUUCUCAUGCAUCCGUUAUGUGAGACCUUUUUGUUUUUGAAAUGGCGUCGUAUAAGAAAAUUUUAUUUGAUGAGUGUUCUAUAUCAUGCUUUAUAUGUGAUUCUCUUCACGAUGUAUAUUGUCGGCGUGUAUGCCCAUCAUUGUGUCAAAAAUCAAAAAUGUCAGGCGCCCAUUCAUAUAGUACCCGUUGGAUAUUUUGUAAUUGUAUUGAAUUUAAUAUUAAUGGCUAAAGAAUUAUUUCAGAUGGCUCAUGGUUUACAGGGCUAUGCCAAAUAUUGGGAGAAUUGGUUGCAAUGGUCCAUAAUCUUUGGCGUUCUAUUGUGUGUGACCCCAGAAAUUUUGGUAGUUGACGCACUAGCAACAGUUCCUAUUUGGCAGCAUCAUGUAGCCGCCAUAGUAGUAUUACUCGUUUGGUUGGAAUUGAUGAUGCUAAUCGGUCGAUUUCCAAUAUUCGGGGUUUAUGUGCAAAUGUUUACAAAAGUGGCGGUUAACUUUGGAAAAUUCUUAAUGGCUUACAUUUGCUUACUAAUUGCUUUCGGAUUAAGCUUUUCAGUACUUUUCAAUGAUUAUAAAGCGUUCAGGAAUAUCACCUGGUCUUUAUUGAAAUCCAUUGUAAUGAUGUCCGGGGAACUCGAAUUCGAAGAUAUAUUCUAUGGCGACGUAGAAGUCCAGUACCCCGUAACUUCUCAUUUCAUAUUCCUAAGCUUCGUUUUAUUAGUAACAGUUAUCUUAACAAAUUUAAUGGUCGGUUUGGCUGUUAGCGAUAUUCAGGGCUUGCAGGUAUGCGCUACUUUAGAUCGAUUAGUUAGGCAAGCCGAAUUGGUGUCGCGAUUGGAGAGUUUGUUUUUCUCUCGCCUGUUGAGGGGUGCUCCCACUAAAUUGCUGAAAAUCUGCAAACGUAGCGCUUUAUUAAGGACUUCACGUAAUAAUUUACAGUUCACUAUACGCCCAAAUGAUCCCCGUGAUAAUAAAUUACCCGAUGAUAUUAAAUUGAACAUCUAUAAACUGGUGGCUGAACGUCGUGAUCGUAAUCUAAGUAUAAGAAGAAGAAAAUUUGAAAGUAACUACAGUAUGUUUCAAAGAUCAAUUGAAAAACAAAAUUCAACAGCGACACCACCAACUAGCAGAAAACACUUUCGCGACCAUGAUGAAAAUCAAAGGUCUCAAAGAAAUAGUGAACACGAGUACCUAUUAAGACCACGUUCGGCCACAAAUGUCCCGCAAACGCUAAUGGGUGAAACGGAGGUUGCUUUAAAGUUGAAAAAUCAAUUUAAUGGUCUGUCAGAUAUACGCUGGGAAAUGCAACAACUCAAGAUACAAAUAACAAAACUAAAUGAAAGAUUUGAUAAAUUUCUAGAUGGUACGGGCACAAAAUUAAGUCGUCUAAAAAGAAAUAUUGAUCACAAAGUGCCAAUGAGAUCAGAAAGGGAAAUGAAAAUGUAAAUCAUUUAUUAAAAAAGGAACU